Messenger RNA from Labrus mixtus (cuckoo wrasse), 2941 nucleotides. It is a transcript of the gene hars, whose product is annotated as histidyl-tRNA synthetase. NCBI's taxonomy places the organism in Eukaryota, Metazoa, Chordata, Actinopteri, Labriformes, Labridae. The coding region runs from base 386 to 1978 and encodes 530 amino acids. Gene Ontology annotation, biological process: histidyl-tRNA aminoacylation; mitochondrial translation. Gene Ontology annotation, cellular component: mitochondrion; cytoplasm. Gene Ontology annotation, molecular function: identical protein binding; histidine-tRNA ligase activity; ATP binding. The record is from RefSeq and is a predicted model, not a curated record. The transcript is spliced from 14 exons.
ACUCGCUGACAGCUGCUGUGUUCGUCCCUGUGAAUUUAAUCAAAAUAACACCAUGGAGGACAAGGCACAGAUACAAGAGGCGAUUAAAACCCAAGGUGAAGUCGUUCGGAAGCUGAAGUCAGAGAAGGCGAGCAAAGAGCAGUGAUAGGGUUGCUUACCACUUUUCUCCUGUUCUUCCUGCCCGACCCUGGACGCCCCCGGCCUGCCUCGCCCUUCAUCAUCACCAUCAUCUACCUCCACCCUCCUGGACCUCACUGCUGCACUCACUCCCUCGCUGACCUUCCUCGGACCGUUGUGAUUGGCUUCUGUGGCUGGGCUGCUUUUACCCAUGAUGCACUCCUGAACUUCUGUUUGUCCAAUUUUUGGACGUACAUUUUUUACCCUCAUGUUUUUGAAUCCCCGCUACCGUGGGAUGAACUCACUGGGCAUGUUUUGUGUUCGUACUUUUGCUGUGGUGGGCUGUCGGACUGCAACACGUGCGCGCUCUCUGUGCACGUCUCCUGGGAUCACUGUGGCUCAGAUCGAUGAAGAAGUUGCCAAACUGCUGGAGUUGAAGGCUAAGAUAGGAGGAGAUGAAGUCAAACAUCAGUUUGUCCUCAAGACAGCAAAGGGAACGAGGGAUUACAACCCCAAACAGAUGGCCAUCCGAGAGAAAGUCUUCAACACCAUCAUCAGCUGCUUCAAACGCCACGGAGCCGAGACCAUCGACACGCCUGUUUUUGAACUGAAGGAAACGUUGACGGGGAAGUACGGAGAAGAUUCAAAGCUCAUCUACGACCUCAAAGAUCAAGGCGGCGAGCUGCUGUCGCUCAGAUAUGACCUCACCGUGCCCUUCGCCCGCUACCUGGCGAUGAACAAGAUAACCAACAUCAAACGCUACCACAUCGCCAAGGUCUACCGCCGUGAUAACCCAGCCAUGACCCGUGGACGCUACAGAGAGUUUUACCAAUGUGAUUUUGACAUAGCGGGGCAGUACGACGCCAUGAUUCCCGAUGCUGAGUGUCUGAAGAUCGUCUGUGAAAUCCUCAGUGAGCUGGACCUUGGAGACUUCCGUAUCAAGGUCAACGACAGACGCAUCCUGGACGGGAUGUUUGCUGUGUGUGGCGUUCCAGACGACAAGUUCCGCACAAUCUGUUCGACAGUGGAUAAACUGGACAAGAUGCCCUGGGAGGAGGUGAAGAAGGAGAUGGUGAACGAGAAGGGCCUGUCGGAGGAAGCUGCAGACCAGAUCGGGGAGUACGUCAGUAUGCAGGGGGGAAUGGACCUCGCAGAGCGCCUCCUUCAGGACCCCAAAAUGUCUCAGAGUAAGCAGGCCUGUGCCGGCCUGUCCGACAUAAAGCUGCUCUUCAGCUACGUGCAGCUCUUCCAGGUCACAGACAAGGUGGUGUUCGACCUCAGUCUGGCCCGGGGUCUGGACUACUACACAGGAAUCAUUUAUGAGGCGGUGCUGACGCAGGCAGGUGUGGCCCCCGUGUGCACCGAAGCCCAAAACGGGGCCCCCGCAGAGGAGAGUGUCAGCGUGGGCAGCGUGGCGGGCGGAGGGCGGUACGACGGCCUGGUGGGCAUGUUUGACCCCAAAGGAAGGAAAGUGCCGUGUGUGGGCGUCAGCAUCGGCAUCGAGAGGGUCUUCUCCAUCAUGGAGCAGAAGGCUGAGGCCUCAGCAGAGAAGGUUCGCACCACAGAGGUUCAGGUCAUGGUGGCGUCUGCUCAGAAGAACCUGAUGGAGGAGAAACUCAAACUGGUGUCUGAGCUCUGGAACGCUGGCAUUAAGGCAGAGGUGAUGUACAAGAAGAACCCCAAACUGCUGAGUCAGCUGCAGCACUGUGAGGAGUCUGGGAUCCCCCUGGUGGCCAUACUGGGAGAACAGGAGCUGAAGGAUGGUGUGGUCAAACUCAGAGUGGUGGCAACCAGAGAUGAGGUUGAUAUUUCCAGAGCAGACCUUAUAGCUGAGAUCAGGAGGAGGACAUCUGAGGCCUAGUCCAUCCCCCCCUCCCCCCCCUUCAUAUUCUGCCACAUCAUCUGAUUGCUUCACACACACACACACACACACACACACACACACACACACACACACACACACACUCUGCAGACUCCUGACCAGGAACAGGGUCUCGUCUGGUCCUCGAGCAUGUUGGACAUCGUGCAGCCCUGACAACACUCCAUCCCUGUUGUUCUUGUAGCGGCCACACAGACCGUUUGGUGCGUUCAUGAAGGCUGAUACAAGAACACUGACGCUGAGAGGACGUGAGUUCAACAGGAUGUGCUUCUUAAAGAAACACGGAGCAGUGAACAGGAAGAUAGACAGAUAUUUGGCCUGUAGGGGCUUCUUAUAAACGGUAUUUUAUCCUGAAAGAUGUUUGGGAGACACAGAGCUCUGUGGUCGUCUGAAACCUCUUCACCCUGACCUGCUGUGUCCCCGCUCGGUCAGGAAACAAAUCCUGGUUCAGGGUUAAAGAGCUCUCUAACAGCCUGUACAGAGAUAGCUGGAUAAAUAGAUACUGUUUGAAUAUAAGAUAUUAUUGAUGUUCUCAGUCAGGUGGUUGACUGGAGAGUCAUGAAUGGUCUUUGUAGUUACAGUCGUCUCAGAUCUCCUGUAGAUCAUCUUCAGAUUAAAGGAUUAGCUUCAUAAAAAUGUUCUUUGUUUACAGUUUGACUGGUUUAUUCUAAGAGAAGCCUGAAAACCAUCAGCAGAUCAAAAAGAACCACCUCAGCAUGAAAUACCGUUUUUUGAGAAGUCCCACUUUACUUGAUGUGUAAAAAUGAUUUCACGUUGCUCUCUUAACCGAUCUUUAACAUUAACCCAACUAUGAAAGUGUAAUAAGUCAGCAAGGAGAUCAGUUUGUCUUCAUCAGGCUCAUGUCAAAGAAACAGAAACUGUCUGUGUCUGUACGCUCACGACUCUGAAAUAAAAAUAUCCAUCAUUUGUCUGGAAACAGAAGAA